Molecule: messenger RNA, 1289 nt
Organism: Gilbertella persicaria
Lineage: Eukaryota; Fungi; Mucoromycota; Mucoromycetes; Mucorales; Choanephoraceae
Product: tubulin binding cofactor C-domain-containing protein
Exons: 3
Coding region: 314-1270 (318 amino acids)
Biological process (GO): post-chaperonin tubulin folding pathway; tubulin complex assembly
Cellular component (GO): cytoplasm
Molecular function (GO): tubulin binding
Source: RefSeq, a predicted model, not a curated record
AAGAAAGGGGGAAUGAUCUCUCACUUUUUAUACUGCUGUGUGAUAAAGGUCCGAAAAAAAAAGAAGGCCUAAUUUAGAUAAAAGACAACAUGAUUGGACCUUAUCCUUAAACAAAUAUAUGUUAUCGUUCGCCAGGUGACCCUCAUUUUCAUUUACUCACGGGAAAUUGGUUGCUUUUACAAUACAGAAAAAAAGAAAUCAGUUGGCGUGUUUUUUCGAAUGGAUAGCGUUAUCAUUGUUUGGGAACACAAUCAUAAUAGCACGCAGAAUUCAAAACCCAGUUUAUUUAUUUAUUCUUUCUCUCUUUCUCUUUAUGACAGAAAAAACAGCAACAGAAGCUGCCAACGACUUCUUUUUAGAGUUUAGAGCAGAAAGACAAGCGAUCCAAGAUCUUAUUGAACGCUCAAAAGACGUGCCUAAAGUAGAUCUCACGGCUCACUUUAACCACACGUUACAGAAAAUAAACGAUCUUGAAAAAAGUUUGACUAAAGCAACUGCUUAUAUACCUUCUUAUGACGAACGUCAAUUCUUCUUGCAACUUAAACAAUUAAAUCAAAAACUGGAAAGUACAAAAGCAGAAUUGACACCUAAAGCAAAGUUCUCUUUCAAGUCAAGGAAGAAGAAAACAACACCUACUCCUAUUCAACGUGAAACAAUACCAUCAGAAGAGAAUGCAGACCUAUUGUCUGAUGCUACUGUCUUAUUUCAAGAUAAAGAGAAUGUCGUUCUUACUUUAAAAGAUACUAGUUAUCCUGAAAACAAAAGCAUUGAUGUAUUAUUGUCCAAUAUCAAGCAUUGUGUGAUCAUUUUAGAGCAAGAAGGUGUCCAUAUAUCUGCUAUUCAUAUCAAGAAUGUACAUCAUUGUGUUGUAUUUGCAGGGCAAAUAGAAGGAUCAGUGCUUAUGUAUGGCUUGACUCAUUCAGUUUUGUAUGUGGGAUGUCAUCAGUUCCGUAUGCAUGAAGCACAUCAUGUAGAUAUGAUGCUACAUGUCACUAGUCGUCCAAUUAUUGAAGAUUCAAAUGAGAUUCAAGUGGGUUGCUGGAACACAAAUGUAAGUUAUUUUAAUAUACAUCCGAGAGAGACUGAUUGGGAUAAGUCUUCGCAUAAUUACUAUGACCAAAUAGAAGACUUCAAUUGGCUUAAGAAGCAAGCUUCACCUAACUGGAAAGUCAUGAAUCAAGCAAGGGAAAAAACACUGUCUGAUAGCAUAGAUUUGUUUAGAAAGAGAGAAGAAAAUGUAUUAUCUAAAAGAAUAGAAUUAUUACAAUAAAAAAAAGAACUUUAUUUUC